GAGAGAUGUGCCGUGCGCACCUCACAUACACAGGGUUCGAGCGCUUAUUGAGUCAAGUGCGAGUCCAAAAGAGAGAGCGAAUGCGAGCAGUUGAGUGGGAUGCAAUGAAGCAAUAAAACAGAACAUUGGAAGAAUAGUAGGAUUUAAAGACAAAAAGUUUCAAAAUGAACGUUAUGAGACAAUGAAACGGGCUGCAAAAAGGAAUCCGUAGAGAGAGGACAGAACAUUAAGGAUGUGUUUUAUUUUUUAUUUUGGAGAGGAUGUCAACGUUGUUUUUCAAGUAGCUAACAACAUUGCCAUUCAAAAGGAAAUGCAUCAGAAGGAGGCAACGCUGAUAUCUCCAAGGGGUCCUUAGACCUGAGGCUGUUGUCCUCCUGCCCCUCUGCCCACAGCCUCCUACCAAGCUGGUCUCUUUUAAUGGUUGGCACUAGCCACCGCGGCCCUGAUUACUGCCCACACAGACACAGCCUGAUGAUCACUGGUGCCAUGGGAGCGGUGCGAGUCAACAGAUACAGCAUCGUAGCCACCGAUGAAGACCACUUCAAGAUCUCCACCCUGGGCCUCCACAAUGGCCAUGGUCCCCUGAUGCACCACAAUAUGACUGGGAGGGGUAUGGGGGGCGGAGGAGGUGGUGGAGGAGGAGGAGGGUCAGAAGGAGGAGGAGGCGGCAGCUCAUUAACCCUGCGAGCAACAGAGCCUGUCCACAACGGCCGCCAGAUCUCCACGACGGGGCCCAACCAUGUCCGGAGCCGCUUCGUGAAGAAGAACGGCCAGUGCAACGUGGUUUUCCACAACAUGGAAGACAAGACGAAACACUACCUGGCCGACAUAUUUACCACCUGCGUGGACAUCCGCUGGCGUUACAUGCUGCUCCUCUUCACCUCUACCUUCCUGCUGUCCUGGUUCCUCUUCGGUGUGGUCUUCUGGGGAGUGGCCCUGGCCCAUGGGGACUUCGACCUUCGACCCGGCCUGGGAGAGGGGCCUCUGGCCGGCUUGGAGGGAGGAGGGGUGGAGUGGAAGCCCUGCAUCCUACACGUCCAAGGCUUCGUAGGAGCGUUUCUCUUCUCCAUAGAGACCCAGACCACCAUUGGGUAUGGGUUCCGCUGCGUCACCGAGGAGUGUCCGGCGGCGGUGGCUACGGUGGUGGUCCAGUCCAUUGUGGGCUGCAUCAUCGACUCCUUCAUGAUCGGAACCAUCAUGGCCAAGAUGGUUCGACCUAAGAAGCGGGCGCAGACCUUGCUGUUCUCGCACCAUGCGGUAAUCUCCAUGCGGGACGGGAAGCUGUGCCUGAUGUUUCGCCUGGGGAACAUGAGGAAAAGCCACAUCGUGGAGGCUCACGUCCGGGCGCAGCUCAUCCGGCCGCACGUCACCGCCGAAGGCGAGUACCUCCCCAUGGAGCAGACCGACAUCGACGUGGGCUACGAUGAGGGCCUGGAUCGCCUCUUCCUGGUGUCUCCGCUGGUCGUGGUCCACGAGAUCAACGAGAACAGCCCGCUGUACUGCAUGAGCAGCGCCGACCUGACGACGGAGGACUUUGAGAUCGUGGUGAUACUGGAGGGGAUGGUGGAGGCCACGGCCAUGACCACCCAGGCCCGCUCCUCCUACCUGGCCAGGGAGAUCCUGUGGGGCCACCGCUUCGAGCCCGUGGUCUUUGAGAAGGAGCACCGCUACCAGGUAGACUACUCCCGCUUCCACAAGACCUACGAGGUGCCAGCUACUCCGCACUGCAGCGCCAGGGAGCUCCGGGAGAUGACGGGCCGAUCCCGCUCCCCCUCGUCUGCCUCCGGCUCUAGUUCUACCCGGUCAGUGUCCCCUCUCGGUCCCAAGUCCUCCGGCCUCCACCUCUUGCCUCCACACUCCCCCAGCGCCUUCUGCUACGAGAACGAGGUGGCCCUGUGCUGCGGGGAGGAGGAGGGGGAGGAGGUAGGGGAGAUGGGUGUGAUGCUGGGAGGGAGGGACGACGGGGAGGGGGAGGAGAGGGACGUGCAACUAGACAUCUUCCAGGAGAGAUUUCAGGACCAGGUAGCGGUGGACAUGAACAUGCUGUGUGUGCUGGACAUGGACAAUCAGAUUGACAGGCUGCAGCCGGCUAUAGCUCUUGAUGCGCUGGGCUUCAGGAGGGAAUCAGGAGUGUAGUGACUGAUUCACACUAUAGAGUCAAACUGAGACAAGACAAUCCUGCACUGGCUUGGUUACGCAUCCACUAUAGUUGCUGGAACUGUGCUAGAAAGGAUAUAUUGUGAGAGGAAAAUGUCUAAGCCAGUCAGGGCCGUAGCUACAUAUGAGGACACCGCGGUCCAGACCUAGUUAAUUUUUUUCAAAUUAAAAUAAAUAUGUAUUUUGGGGAACUCAUUCUGGGUCUGAACUUACUGUUGAGAGUUAGAAUAGUAGAAUACACAAGGUUCAAUUUUGAAACUUGGCUGCCCCAGAUUUCCUCUGUCACUCACUGACAGUCACUCAAUUAGCCCAUGUCAUUAAAAAUAAAAUAAAAAUAGGUAAAUUAGUCUAGUUAGUCUAGACUAAACUUGUAGUAAUCAUGGCCAAAUUACUGACUGGGCACAUAGGGCACGUGCCCAGGGGCCCUGACCUCCAGGGGUCCCCCAUUGAUUUUGUUAGUCACUCUCACUCAGAUAUCAUAUUAACCAUAAGUCAUGUCAAAAUGUGUAGAUUUGCAGGAACAUUUCAAAACUUUUUUUUAAUGCUUUACCAUUUGUUAAUUAAAUACUUUCUGCUAACAGAUCCCUCAGUACCUAAUAAAGGAUCGAUUUUAAUCCUGGUGCUGAGUUAACGUGUAGCGGCUAAUUGUGUAGCUAGGCUAUGCGUUUGUAGAUCGACUGAGGUGAAUGAAGCUACAGAAACUAUAGUGAUAAUCGCUUAGGUCCUUUUUUUUGCUCUUCUCCAAAUAGCAUUUUAGAGUUUUUUAAUUGUAUAGAAAUGCAGUAAAAUGUCCUCACUAACACGCAGACCCUGGCUACAGCCCUGAAGCCAGCACAUUGUGGUUUGGCUCGGCCCUGUAGUGUGAAUCAGUCAUAGAAGACUCUCAUGUCUAGUGUCCCGAAUGAACUAUGUGCCCUUGGUACAGUUCCUCUGCUUUUUGUGUAUCCAACCAAAGUCCUCAGAUAGAGAAGGAAAGAAUUCUGCAGCACAACGAUGAAGGAAGGUUGAAUGACCUUAUUAUUCUCUUGAGUUUCUAUUUGUUUUGAAACAUAGUUGUGUUCAGUACAUGGGUCUAAAUUUGCAUUUUAUAGCGCAAGACUUAAAUGCAUUCUUAUUGUAUUUAAUAUUCAGUUGUAUAUAUUCUUUGGAAUAAUAUUCUUUGUGAAGUGACUUUUGGUUCCAUUCAACCAAAUCUUGGUACAGUUUUUUUCAUUUACAGAUAGCUGUCAUGAGUCAUUAAUACUUUCAAAACCACAAAUUAAGUUGAUGUGGUAUUAAAAAAGUAUUUUCUGUUUGUAAAUAUAUAAUUUUUCAUGCUUAGAAACUAGGGCCGGGAUGAUACCAAUAUCGCGAUACUCGUUAAUAUUGUGGCAAGGAAACAAAGCAUUAAGCGGUGUCAUAAUCUUCAUCUUCUGAUGAGGUGAAAUCAUCGGACCAAUACGCAGCAUGGUAAGUGUCCAUACUUAUACAUUUAUAUUUUUAAACGUGAACACUAAACAAAACAAGAAAACGAACAACAGUCCUGUAAGGUGCUCACACUGUACAAAGGAAACAACCACCCACAAAACACAAGACAAAAAACCCUACUUAAAUAUGGCCUCUAAUCAGAGGCAAAGAGAUUCAGCUGCCUCCAAUUAGAGACCAAUCCUAAACAAUUACUACAUAGAAAUAGAAUACUAGAAUAUAAAACAGAGAAAUACAUAACAUAGAACUAAACCAAAACCCCGAAACACACAAAACAAACACCCCCUGCCACGCCCUGACAACACUAUAAUAACAAACAACCCCUUUUACUGGUCAGGACGUGACAAGCGGAUUUAACUUCUUCAGAAAAACAUCCGUAAUGUUGGAAACAAACAUCAUUAUGUUGUCAUUCAGAGUCACAUUUACUUAUUUUCCAAGCUAUAGCACCCAAUAAUUUACAUACAUUUUUUACGAACCAAAGAGUUUGGUCUGCUUUGUGUUUCCAAUGAAUAUUGCGACACUGGUAACAUCACAGACCUAUUAGAAACCAUGGUAAUUUUGUCUUCCUGCUUAAGGUAUAUUACUGUUAAUGUUUGAUACAUGAGCUAUGUAUUCCAAAAUUAGAAAAUAUUUUAUGACGGAAAAAUAAAUGAUGGAAAAACAAUGAAUCUGAACAGAAACUGAGUUGGAAAUAACAUGUAUUGUCCAGAUAAAGAAUAAUGAGCACUUUAUUCUGUAUUUUAUCAAAAGGAAUAUCUAAAAAAAUAUAUAUAUAUAUUUGAAUUGCUGUUUUGUAUGAAUUAAUAAAUGUCUAAUAAUAAUAAUAAUAAACAAGCAGCAGUAGCUGUUCUGGUUGACACACUCUGCUCUGUUCUCACACAAUUUUUUCCCAUCAGUCCCAAAGGUCAAAGGUCAAACUGACCCCAUGUUGAUGUCCACCUGUUUCUGACUGCUCAUUGGUUGGCCUGGUUUGGGGAAGUGUGUGUGUGAUGUGAAGGCAGGGGGUUGUUGUUCUCUAGCUCAGUGACUCAGAGGUAAUCCCAUACACACACCUGUCUUUCUCACGAUUCUCUCUUUCUGAACCAAAACUGGGGUAUCACCCCAAAUCUGUGUCAAACUCAAAUAGCUCAGUACAGAGAGUUAUUAUUUGGCAGGUUGUCUUUUAAAACGUCCCAGAGAGUGUGGGAGAGAGGGUUAGAUGGAAAUAGAAAUAGAUACAGACUGGAGGACAUACUAGGCCGAGGGGCAGUGGGGAGGGAGAGAUAGAGAGAGAGGGGAGAGGAGAGAGAAAGAGGGAGAGGAGAGGAGGGGAGGAACAGCUUGCUUACACCACACAGUCGUUUACUGUACCUACCCAGUUCACCACUAGGGGGCAGUGAAGACUGCUCCACCACAACAGACCAAUGGAAGAGAGAGUAUGGUAUACCAGCUCCCUCAUGUGGUAAAUGAUCAGUCAACCGUAACAUCAUUUAUUUUAAAGACGACUAGUCACAAAACCUUUAUUUUCUGAAGUGCUAAGGCCCACCGGAACCCUUUAUUUUCUGUAUAUGAAGAAUUUCAUUCCAAAACAAUAUCCAUUUUCAGAAAUGUUAGUAAAUCAACUUUUAUUGUUUAAAGAACUUAUGAAAGAGAUUGGUGUGUUUUUUCACUGUCUAAUCAUGGCAUGGGGUUGUUCAGUGACAGACAUGUAUUUGUUUAAAAUCUAUCACUUGAUGGUUUCGUUUCAGAGAGACAAAAUGCUAUAUAUCCGCCUCAUUCUCAGAUAAAUAAGUAGUACUGCUAGGUUUUACACAGUCAAAUGUAACAAAUAACUACAUUUUUCAUAGAGAACUGUACAAAUUAUGCAUUUAUGAAAUCAAUGUUUAAAUAAAAAAUAAAAUAAAAAUGCAAUACAGUAAUAGGAGAUCUGUAUGUAAAACAUUUGACAUUUAGCAGACGCUCUUAUCCAGAACGACUUACAGUAAGUGCAAUCAUUAUAAGAUAGCCCGGUGAGACAACCACAUAUCACAGUCAAAUAUACAGGAUAGGAACAUUCAAGCUAAACAAUGGAUUUACAGUAUAGCAUUUUGAAAACACACACAUCAAACCCAUAAG
Messenger RNA from Salmo salar (Atlantic salmon), 5715 nucleotides. RefSeq names its product ATP-sensitive inward rectifier potassium channel 12. The record is from RefSeq and is a predicted model, not a curated record. Lineage: Eukaryota; Metazoa; Chordata; Actinopteri; Salmoniformes; Salmonidae. Gene Ontology annotation, molecular function: inward rectifier potassium channel activity. Gene Ontology annotation, biological process: potassium ion import across plasma membrane; regulation of monoatomic ion transmembrane transport. Gene Ontology annotation, cellular component: plasma membrane.